Messenger RNA from Austrofundulus limnaeus, 2475 nucleotides. RefSeq names its product chordin-like 2 (gene chrdl2). The transcript is spliced from 11 exons. Gene Ontology annotation, biological process: negative regulation of BMP signaling pathway; cell differentiation. The record is from RefSeq and is a predicted model, not a curated record. The coding region runs from base 139 to 1464 and encodes 441 amino acids. Gene Ontology annotation, molecular function: BMP binding. NCBI's taxonomy places the organism in Eukaryota, Metazoa, Chordata, Actinopteri, Cyprinodontiformes, Rivulidae.
AUUUUUUAAUUUUUUUCCCUUUUUUUUUUGACACUGUCCUGCUGUUAUGCUUUUUUUCUCCAUGCAGAUGCGCAUAUUUUAUUGCGCACAGAAGAGCCAGUCACGCACAUGUGGAAAAAAUGAAUAAAUAAAUAUACRAUGAAGGACUGCACUGUUUUGUUCUUUUCCAUCCUUCUUUGGUUUGGAUCUGUGGCGCUGAAACCCCGCAAAGGCGGGGUGGUUUGUACCUUUAAAAACAAAACUUACAGCCCAGGAGACAGCUGGCAUCCCUACCUGGAGCCGUUUGGAUACAUGUUCUGCAUGCGCUGCGUCUGCGCAGAGACAGGCCAUGUGAGAUGUAACCCAAUCAAGUGUCCUGCCCUGCCUUGUGAGAACCCRGUGACUGACCCUCAGCGGUGCUGUCCGCGAUGCGCAGCUGAGCCCAGGGUUCCCGCAGGACUGAGAGCCUCAGCCAAGUUCUGCACGCACAAUGGAAGCAUUUAUCAGCCCGGAGAGACCUUCACUAAACACAACCUGUUCCCGUCCAAACAGAGCAACCAGUGCGCCAUGUGCAAAUGUAUUAAUGGAAACAUCUUCUGUGCGCUGAAAACAUGCCAGCCCCUCACUUGUUCCUCCCCAGUUUCUGUUCCAGAUACCUGCUGUUUGCUUUGUAAAGAUCCCAGCACCAAUGGAUUCUCAUCAGCGGAGGAUGGAAACCAGCAGCUGAACAGAGGAGUGAGGCAUUCGGUGGACCAGUGCUCCGCUGAGCAGAGCAGGCUCCAAUCAGACCGUCCCACCCCGUCCAGGAGCAAGGCCUCGAGCCUCAGUAAACUCAACCUCCGAGGGGCUUCGGACACCACUGUGAAGUUUCUCUUGCAGAGGAAACACCAAAAGGUGUGUUUAUACAACGGCAGGACAUACUCGCAUGGAGACAUGUGGCAUCCAGUUUUGGGGAAGGUCCUGGAAUGCAUCCUUUGCACUUGUACCGAUGGCCUCCAGGACUGCAAACGGAUCACGUGUCCUGGCCAGUAUCCCUGCAAGCAUCCUGUGAAAUCAGCAGGGAAAUGCUGCAAGACUUGUCCAGAGAGUAAGGCUGACRUUAACCAGACUCAGUGCUAUUCUGGGUAUAAAAACAACCUCCUGGUGUAUAAAGUGGAAUCGCCUCUGGCAGCUAAUCCACCAAACCUGAUGAGGAUCAUUGCUGUUGAAAGACAAAGUACGGCUGAAGUUGAAGUGCAAGCGUGGAACACCGUAGACGAUGUUUUACAAAUCAUGGACAUUGGUGACGUUCAGAGAAAAGACAUAACAGACCAUCCGGAAAAUUACAAGCUUCUUACAACCCUCGAUGAAGAAACGUGGAUAAGGUUUAAAGAAGAGGGAAAGAACCUCGGUAAAUCCUCUCAGACCACCGUUUGUGAAGAUGGCAUUCGGGAAAUUGUGACGUUCCUGAACCCGAUGCAAACUGAAGGCYUGUGUUCACCCUGACCGCCUGUCCUUACUCCCAAUAAUUACACAACAUAUAUUCUUUAUACUUUGUGCACUUGGCUUUUUAUUUAUACAAGUGAAAGCUCUUGUUCAUGAUGUUUUUUUAAUUUCAUGGUUGAUUAAGAUUUUAACCCUUUCACUUAUUUUAUCAGACAUUUACAGGGAUGAGGUCAUCAUUUUGGAACAUUUGAAAUGUUCUCAUCUUUGGAGCAUUUAUAGGCUGGAAACUGAAAAAAAAAAAAAAGAAAACGAGGAGUCCCAAAAUGUAGAUUUUGUGCAGUAAUUCUCAUUUGUAGUGGUUGUAAACUAUAAAAAGCRUUCACCAAAAGUGAUUCCAUGAUUGCUCACAGCUGAUUGGGUGGGUGGUCUUGAUGUUAAAGCUGAUUGAUGUAAAACUAAAAUUGUGGGCUUUUCCCUGUCUGUAACAUUGUUGUGUUAACUUGGUGACAAAGUAAACUAAUUGAGCAAAUAUUAAAUAAACAAAUCUAUAUUGUUGCAUCUAUUGGGGAACAGCACCAAACUGAACAGAUGUGAAGGUUUUAAAGAGUGAUUGUAAAUUUGUUGCUUUAUUUAAACUGUUGUUCUAAGUUUACUGUGUAUAAGCGUGAAAUUUUCUUUGAUUUAAUUUUUUUAUGAAAUAGCACACAGUUUUAAAUAAUCAUACAAGAAUUUCAAUUCCAAUAGCUUAACGUUAACAGCGUUCUUCUUAUUAAUAAUGUUAAACAGGAGCAGCAGGAUUUUAUAUCAACAUUCUUUGUAUUUUAUAUCUAAAUGCAAUCUGCAUGAAAAAAAAACUUUCAAAUGAAGCCUGGUGUUCACACCAUUAAAAAGCAGUAUUCAGCUGAGUGUUUUAUGGUUGUUCUUUUAUCUUUAACCACAGCGGUGUAGUGAGAACGUGUCCAGAUGAAAGCUCAUAUCAUCUGCAUCUGCAAAGUUUAAGGUUUAAAGAUCUAAAAGCCCAGAUAAACUUAACUUACAUUGUUAGUGGCAAAAAAAAAAAAAAACCCAAAA